Messenger RNA from Hippocampus zosterae (dwarf seahorse), 3450 nucleotides. RefSeq names its product cadherin 7a (gene cdh7a). Gene Ontology annotation, cellular component: plasma membrane; adherens junction; catenin complex. Bases 347 to 2305 code for a protein of 652 amino acids. The transcript has 10 exons. The record is from RefSeq and is a predicted model, not a curated record. NCBI's taxonomy places the organism in Eukaryota, Metazoa, Chordata, Actinopteri, Syngnathiformes, Syngnathidae. Gene Ontology annotation, molecular function: cadherin binding; calcium ion binding. Gene Ontology annotation, biological process: multicellular organism development; homophilic cell-cell adhesion; cell morphogenesis.
UUUUUUUCCCGCCUUCCCCAGUGUCUCUGCGAUAUUUCCCUACCUCCAAUUUUGUUUCCGACAGCUCCACUCCGACGUGGACAAGGGCGACGGCAAGGUGAAGUACGUGCUGUCGGGCGAGGGCGCCACCUCCAUCUUCACCAUCGACGAGAACACGGGCGACAUCCACGCCACCAAGCGGCUCGAUCGGGAAGUGCAGGCUUACUACACGCUGCAGGCCCAAGCCGUGGACCGACUCAGCAACUUGCCCGUAGAGCCCCGCUCCGAGUUUGUGGUCAAAGUGCAGGACAUCAACGAUAAUGAGCCCAAGUUUCUUGACGGGCCCUACUUGGCUGGAGUGCCUGAGAUGUCCCCGCUAGGAACGAUGGUGGUGCAAGUGGCAGCCACGGACGCCGACGACCCAACGUACGGGAACAGCGCCAGGGUGGUAUACAGCAUCGUGCACGGGCAGCCCUACUUCUCCGUGGAACCCAAGACAGGUGUGAUCAGGACGGCUUUGCCCAACAUGGACCGCGAGACCCGGGACCAGUACGUGCUGGUCAUUCAGGCCAAAGACAUGGUGGGCCAGAUGGGCGGCCUCUCGGGCACCACGUCCGUCACCGUCACGCUCACUGACGUCAACGACAACCCGCCUCGCUUCCCUCACAAGGUCAACCAGUACACCGUCCUGGAGUCUCUUCCCGUGCAGUCGGUGGUGGCCCGGAUCAAGGCGGCCGACGCCGACGUAGGCCCCAAUGCCGAGAUGGACUACCGGAUCAUGGACGGCGACGGGGCCGGCGUCUUCAACAUCACCACAGACGAGAACACGCAGGAAGGAAUCCUCCUCCUUUUAAAGCCUCUGGACUUCGAAAGCAAGGGCAGCUUCUCUCUGCGGGUCGAGGCCACCAACAGGAACAUCGACUCCAACUUUCUGAACUUGGGCCCUUUCAGCGACACCACCUCGCUCAAGGUGACCGUGGCGGACGUAGACGAGGUGCCCGUCUUCGCCUCGCCUCUCAGCAGGAUGUCCGUCUCCGAGGACGCCCGGGUGGGCACGUCCAUCGGGAGGGUGUCGGCGCAUGACCCGGACACCUCCAACAGCGGCAUCCGGUACUCCAUCGACCGCAACACGGACAUGGAGCGCUUCUUCAACGUGGACGCGCUGAGCGGCGUCAUCAGCACGGCCAAGCAGCUGGACCGCGAGGCCAACUCGGUGCACAACCUCACCAUCCUCGCCAUCGAAAGUCAGGACCCCAACCAAAUUGGCAGAGGCACGGCCAUCAUCAACGUGCUGGACGUCAAUGACAACGCGCCCGUCUUCGCCAUCGACUACGAGAGCCUCGUGUGUGAAAACGCGCUGCCGGGCACGGUUAUCCAGACAGUGAGCGGCGUGGACAAGGACGAGCCUCAGAGCGGCCACCGCUUCUUCUUCUCGUUGGACGCUGCCGUCGCCGCAAAUCUCAACUUCACCCUGCGGGACAACAAAGAUAACACGGCAUCCAUACUGACCAAGCGAGGCGGCUUCCGGAGGCGUGAGCAGCCGGCGUACCGGCUGCCCGUGCUGAUCGUGGACAGCGGCAGCCCGGCACUGAGCAGCACCAACACGCUGUCGGUCCGCGUGUGCGAGUGCGACGCCGCCGGCGCGCCCCUGUCGUGUGGCGCCGUGGCCUACACGGCCACCGGCCUGAGCACCGGCGCCCUCUUGGCUAUCUUGGGAUGCAUCCUCACGCUGCUGGUGAUGGUCCUUCUCAUCGUGACGGUGCGUCGGCGGCGGAAGGUUCCGCUCAUCCUGGAGGAGGAGCGCGACAUCCGGGAGAACAUCGUCCGCUACGACGACGAGGGCGGCGGCGAGGAGGACACGGAGGCCUUCGACAUGGUCACCUUGCGCAACCUCAACGCCAUCCGCGACCCGGCCGUGCGGCGGGACGUGACGCCGGACACGCCCACUUUCUUCCGCUACGCGUCUUCCAGCGCGACGGCGGCGCGGCCGACCUACAAGUCACUCCCGGACAACGUGGUGUUCCGCGAGUUCAUCUGGGAGCGGCUGAAAGACGCCGACGUGGACCCGUCGGCGCCGCCUUACGACUCGCUGCAGACGUACGCCUUCGAGGGCAGCGGCUCAGUGGCCGACUCGCUCAGCUCGCUGGAGUCGCUCAGCGCCGACUCGGACCAGAACUAUGAUUACCUCAGCAACUGGGGGCCCCGCUUCAAGAAGCUGGCCGACCUGUACGGCAACGCGGACGGCGGCGGCGGCGGCGGCGCGAGCGGAGGAGGAGGAGUAGGAGGCGUCUUCCCGAAGCCUUUGAACAUCGGCGGACGACACUGACGGAUGAGACGAUUUAAGUCGGGGAGAGAUUCAAAGACGAGACGCAAGGAGUCGAGCGAAAGACUCUUCAAAAAGCUUUGGGGUUUUGCUUACCGCCUUUGGAUGGACACGCCUUCAAAUGGGGCGACGACGUUGCAAGAUUUCGCUGCGGUACAGCGAGCAGGAGGGUGCGUGAUGGCGCUAACUGUCCUCCCUGCCAUCCUUUCGCGAUCUAAAAAAAAAAAAAAAAAAGAGAGAGAGAGACGAUCACCAGGCAAAAAUGUGUCCUAGUUUGUCUUGAACAGAAGUUCAGUCAACCGGACUCUCGACGGUUGAGUCCAGAUGCCUCAAUUCAACUCUGGCAAACGACCGAGACUUUACACAAACGUCCACCACUCCCAAAAAGUUUCCAGGUGACAUUUCAGGAAGAACCUUCGAGGCGCGCCAAGAACCUUUUCCCAGCUCAACUUUUGAACGCACACGCCCCGACUGUUCCGAGCAGCAUUUGGAACCUGCGUUCCGAAGUUGAAAUCAAAUUGAUCGCGCACUUGAGGUUCAUCCUGAAACUUGCGGUGGGUAAUAGAAGUUUGUCUUGUUUUGAUGGAGGGGUGGGUAGGGGGUCUCAAGAUAGCCGAGCAACAUGCUAAGGAAGUGAAGCAAUCAAAAGAGUGACAAGUUUGAUGUCUCACACCUCGCGAUGUUCAAUUGUCGCAUUUGUCCUGUUUGUUUGUUUGUUUUCAUAUUUAAUGAGUUUCCUGUCAGAGACAAAAACAAGCCUACUUGGCUUUGCAAGUUUAAGACGGGCUUGUUUUGUUUUGGGGGGAGGGGGGGAGGGGGUGGACACCAUUCUUAUUGCGCUUGAUUGUGACACUGACACCACUUAGACGCUUAGGGGACGAAGAGUGCCAGUCGUACGCCAGCAAGGUGCAACUUUGAAGUUUUUGCUUCUGUAGUCCAGCAUAUAUUGGUCACCUGUAUUAAUGGAACACAAAAUGUAUGAUAAUCAUGUGGUUUUCUUUUUAUCCCCCCCCCCCACACACACACACAGACUCACACACACUUUCACGUACAACUGAAUUGGGUGUUGCUAUUUAUUUUCAGCAGGCAAGAUUGUGACUUUUUAUUCUGUCUUUUUUUUCAUGAAAUAAAAUUGAUACAAAGUCAAA